UGAGAACAUAUCGGAUGGAUUCCUUAUCCAAUGGCAUUAGCCCUAAAAUCCGGUUGAGCGUGAUUUCAAUAUUUUGUAGCUCAUUUCUGUUCGCGCUGAAGAACAAGUAACCCUUUUCAUAAUCAUUUUCAAACGAAGAACAAUGCACCAUUUCCAUGAACACCAAAUUGCGUAGCGAACGCCAUUAACGAGCAUGUUUUCAUCUGAAUUGCUCUCUCAGAGCCUCCAUUUCAUCAACCCAUUGUCGAAUCCCACAAUUCCUCAAUCACAUUCCAGCUCCUUCACUCGCAGAUUUCCAAACAAAACCCAUCUAAGGAAUGGCGCAUCUUCUGCAGAAACCAGGGAACCCCAUGACCCGAUUCUUGAUAACAGAGAGACCCAUUUGAUGAAACUCCUCAACAGAUCCUGCAGAGCUGGGAAGCAUAACGAGUCGCUCUAUUUUCUUGAAAGCGUGGUGAGUAAAGGCUUAAAACCUGAUGUUGUUCUUUGUACGAAGCUCAUUAAAGGGUUCUUUAAUUCGAGGAAUUUAAAGAAAGCUAUGAGGGUUAUGGAGAUUUUGGAAACUUAUGGUGACCCUGAUGUUUAUUCUUACAAUGCUAUGAUUAGUGGGUUUAGUAAAGCUAACCAAAUUGAAUCUGCAAACAAGGUGUUUGAUAGAAUGCGCAGGAGGGGAUUUUCCCCUGAUGUUGUUACUUAUAAUAUAUUGAUAGGGAGUUUGUGUAGUAGGGGGAAGCUUGAGCUUGCUUAUGAAGUUCUAGAUGAGCUUUUGAAGGAUGGAUGUGAGCCAUCUGUGAUUACUUACACAAUUCUUAUAGAAGCAACCAUUCUUGAAGGUAGAAUCAAGGAAGCUCUUAAGCUGUUAGAUGAGCUUCUGUCGAGGGGCCUCCGUCCCGAUCGGUACACGUACAAUGCCAUCAUUAGGGGUAUUUGUAAGGAAGGAAUGGAGGAUCAAGCUGUGGAAUUCGUUAGGGAUUUAUUAGCUAGAGGGUGUAAUCCAGAUGUGAUAUCAUACAACAUUCUGCUGCGUUCUUUACUUAACAAAAGCAGGUGGGGAGAUGGGGAGAGGCUUAUGAAAGACAUGGUUUCAAGUGGGUGUGAGCCGAACAUCGUUACUCAUAGCAUUUUGAUUAGUUCAUUGUGUCGUGAAGGUCGAGUCGAGGAAGCCGUGAAUGUGUUAAAGGUAAUGAAGGAGAAAGGGUUAACCCCGGAUGCAUAUAGCUAUGAUCCUUUGAUAUCUGCCUUCUGCAAAGAAGGCAGAUUAGAUUUAGCCAUCGAGUAUUUGCAUAAAAUGGUGUCUGAUGGUUGCUUGCCUGAUAUUGUAAACUACAAUUCAAUCUUAGCUACUCUUUGUAAAUUUGGUAGUGCUGAUCUUGCUUUAAACAUCUUCGAAAAGCUUGAUGAAGUGGGCUGCCCUCCAAAUGUGAGCUCCUACAACACAAUGUUCAGUGCACUUUGGAGCUAUGGGAAUAAGAUCAAGGCUCUGGAGAUGAUAUCAGAGAUGAUAGGAAAAGGGAUCGACGCCGACGAGAUAACGUACAAUUCACUGAUCUCGUGUUUGUGUCGGGACGGGUUGGUCGAUGAGGCUAUCGGAUUGUUGGUAGACAUGGAAGCUACUAGCUUCCAACCAACAGUGAUCAGUUUCAACAUUGUUCUUCUAGGAUUGUGUAAAGCACACAGGGUUUUUGAAGGCAUUGAGCUGCUAACAACAAUGGUGGAGAAGGGUUGCCAACCGAACGAAACUAGUUACGUGUUGUUGAUCGAGGGGAUCGCGUAUGCUGGGUGGCGAGUGGAGGCUAUGGAGUUGGCUAACUCUCUGUACAGAAUGGGAGUUAUUAGUGAGGAAUCAUCCAAGCGUUUGAACAAGAUAUUUCCCAUGCUUGAGGUUUAUAAAGGGCUAAGUUUAUGAGAAAGCAAGAACUGUGAUGUUGACUACAAAAUGUUAGCUUUUGGGCAUCUCUUGUGUAUUAAUUUGAAAGGAAAAAUGAUGCUGAUUUUGUUUUUGUUGAGCGCAGUGAGUUAGAAAGCAAUGGAAGCAAUAUUUGGAUAAUU
This is a messenger RNA of Cucurbita maxima (winter squash), 2049 nucleotides long. RefSeq names its product pentatricopeptide repeat-containing protein At3g04760, chloroplastic. The transcript has a single exon. The record is from RefSeq and is a predicted model, not a curated record. Lineage: Eukaryota; Viridiplantae; Streptophyta; Magnoliopsida; Cucurbitales; Cucurbitaceae. Gene Ontology annotation, molecular function: protein binding. Bases 194 to 1906 code for a protein of 570 amino acids.